Messenger RNA from Nomascus leucogenys (northern white-cheeked gibbon), 3958 nucleotides. It is a transcript of the gene DYNC2I1, whose product is annotated as WD repeat domain 60. The transcript has 26 exons. Gene Ontology annotation, molecular function: dynein light chain binding; dynein heavy chain binding. Gene Ontology annotation, cellular component: cytoplasmic dynein complex. Gene Ontology annotation, biological process: intraciliary transport. NCBI's taxonomy places the organism in Eukaryota, Metazoa, Chordata, Mammalia, Primates, Hylobatidae. The coding region runs from base 496 to 3561 and encodes 1021 amino acids. The record is from RefSeq and is a predicted model, not a curated record.
UGCCGGGGGUGCGCAGGCGCACUGGGAGAGGCCGCAGGGCACGCUGGGCAGCGCCGCUCGGCCCUCUGCUGCUCCUGCCUGUCGGUUGCUAGGCGCUGGGACGCGCCUCCCGAAGGGUGCGGGGCCACAGGUGGCCUCCUCGGGGUGGGCCGCGCCUGGCCGGGGCCGAGGACGCCGGGGCCGAGGACACCGUGGCCGCUUCGGCCUGCGAGAAGCGAUGGAGCCCGGGAAGGGAAGUAUCUGGAGCUGCAGCCCAGGAGGACCAGGCGGAAACCCAUUGUCCUGGGAGGCCCACGAUGCCUUCUGUCCUGGGUUGAGCCCAGCGGCCACAGAAGGAGCACAGACUCCCUCUGUGUGCGCAGCACUUGGGACAGAAGAACCAAAGAUGAUACCUGGAAAGCAGAUGACCUCAGAAAACAUCUCUGGGCCAUACAGUCAGGCGUUUCCAAGGAAGAAAAGAAGCACAGAGAGAAGAAGCUGCGUAAGGAGUCUGAGAUGGACCUUCCUGAACACAAGGAGCCGAGGUUCAGGGAUCCUGACCAGGAUGCCAGGAACAGAGACAGGGUGGCCGAAGUCCACACAGCUAAGGAGAGUCCUCAUGGGGAGAGGGACAGAGACAGACAGAGGGAGAGGAGAAGAGACACAAAAGACCGGGAGAAAGAAAAGCUGAAGGAGAGACAUCGAGAGGCAGAAAAGUCUCACAGCAGAGGAAAGGACAGGGAAAAAGAAAAAGACAGAAGGGCCCGGAAGGAAGAACUCCGGCAGACGGUGGCCCACCACAAUCUGCUGGGCCAGGAGACGCGCGACCGGUGGCUUCUGGAGCGGGCGGAGAGGAAAGGCCGCUCAGUAAGUAAAGUAAGAAGUGAAGAGAAGGAUGAAGACUCUGAAGGAGGAGACGAAGACAGAGAGAGAAGAUACCGAGAAAGAAAGCUGCAGUACAGAGACAGCAAGGACAACCCUCUCAAGUACUGGCUUUAUAAAGAAGAAGGUGAGAGGAGACACAGGAAGCCCAGAGAGCCAGAUCGAGACAAGAAACACCGAGAAAAAAGCAGCACAAGGGAAAAAAGAGAGAAAUAUUCCAAAGAGAAAAGUAAUUCAUUCUCUGACAAAGAAGGGGAAGAAAGACAUAAAGAAAAGCGACACAAAGAAGGCCUUCGUUUUGAUGAUGAGAGGCACCGAAGCAACGUGGAUAGAAAAGAGAGAUCGGCGAAAGACGAGCACAGGAAAAGGGAAUCCAAGAACGGUGAACACAGAAAUCGAGGUGCAAGCUCAAAAAGAGAUGGGACCAGCAGCCAGCAUGCUGAGAAUUUAGUAAGGAAUCACGGAAAAGAUAAAGAUUCAAGAUGGAAGCAUGGCCACGAGGAAGGCUCUUUUGUGUGGUGGAAGCUGGACCAGAGGCCAGGAGGCGAGGAAACUGUGGAAAUUGAAAAGGAAGAAACUGAUUUAGAAAAUGCUAGAGCUGAUGCAUAUACAGCCAGUUGUGAAGAUGAUUUUGAAGACUACGAAGAUGACUUUGAGGUUUGUGAUGGCGAUGAUGAUGAAAGCAGUAAUGAACCCGAGUCAAGAGGAAAGAUGGAAGAACUUCCUCUAGCUCAAAAAAAGGAAAUACAAGAAAUUCAAAGAGCCAUUAAUGCAGAAAAUGAAAGGAUUGGCGAGUUAUCUUUGAAACUGUUUCAGAAGCGAGGUAGAACAGAAUUUGAAAAGGAGCCCAGGACAGAUGCAAACAGUUCCUCUUCCAGAGCCUCCGUUUGUGGAAUUUUUGUGGAUUUUGCCUCAGCUUCACACCAUCAAAAGAGUCGGACUCAGGCCCUUAAGCAAAAGAUGCGAAGUACAAAACUGCUUCGGCUCAUUGACUUAGACUUUUCAUUUACUUUCUCUCUCUUGGAUCUACCACCAGUAAAUGAAUAUGACAUGUAUAUCAGAAACUUUGGGAAAAAAAAUACCAAGCAGGCAUAUGUUCAGUGUAACGAAGAUAAUGUUGAAAGAGACAUUCAAACGGAGGAAAUAGAGACCAGGGAAGUGUGGACCCAGCACCCGGGAGAAAGUACUGUUGUAUCUGGAGGCAGUGAACAAAGAGAUACCUCUGAUGCUGUAGUUAUGCCAAAGAUUGAUACUCCAAGGUUAUGUAGCUUUCUGCGGGCGGCUUGUCAGGUGAUGGCCGUUUUGCUGGAAGAGGGUCGCCUGGCAGCUGAACCCAGCUGGAAUCUUAGGGCUCAAGACAGGGCCCUGUAUUUUAGUGACAGCUCAUCUCAGCUGAACACCAGUCUGCCAUUCCUUCAGAAUCGAAAAGUAUCCUCUUUGCACGCCUCCCGAGUUCAGAGGCAGAUGGUGGUCUCCGUUCACGACUUACCCGAGAAGACCUUUGUGCCUCUGCUGGACAGCAAAUACGUCCUCUGUGUGUGGGAUAUUUGGCAGCCUUCAGGGCCACAGAAGGUUCUGAUAUGUGAGUCCCAGGUCACAUGUUGCUGCUUGAGCCCUUUCAAAGCAUUUUUACUGUUUGCUGGAACAGUGCACGGCUCAGUUGUCAUCUGGGAUUUGAGAGAAGACUCAAGGCUGCAUCACUCUGUGAAGCUGAGCGAUGGUUUCUGGACGUUCCGGACCGCCACGUUUUCCACCGAUGGAAUCCUUACCUCAGUAAACCACCAAAGCCCUGUUCAAGCAGUAGAACCUAUCUCAACGUCCGUCCACAAAAAGCAGAGCUUUGUGCUUUCACCCUUUUCUACUCAAGAAGAAAUGUCGGGUUUGUCCUUCCACAUCGCUUCCUUGGAUGAGAGUGGGGUUCUCAAUGUGUGGGUGGUUGUUGAAUUACCAAAGGCAGACAUCGCAGGUUCAAUAAGUGAUUUAGGUCUGAUGCCUGGAGGGAGGGUCAAGCUGGUACAUAGUGCUCUGAUCCAGUUGGGUGACAGUCUUUCCCAUAAAGGUAAUGAAUUUUGGGGCACUACACAAACACUGAAUGUUAAAUUUCUGCCUUCAGAUCCUAAUCACUUUAUUGUUGGCACAGACAUGGGUCUCAUAAGCCAUGGCACAAGACAAGAUUUGAGAGUGGCUCCCAAACUAUUCAAACCUCAGCAACGUGGUAUAAGACCAGUAAAAGUUAAUGUCAUUGAUUUUUCACCAUUUGGAGAACCAAUAUUUUUGGCCGGCUGUUCAGACGGAAGCAUCAGGCUUCACCAGCUGAGCUGUGCGUUUCCACUCCUGCAGUGGGACAGCAGCACGGACAGCCACGCGGUCACCGGCCUACAGUGGUCCCCGACCAGGCCUGCCGUGUUCCUGGUGCAGGACGACACAUCCAACAUCUACAUCUGGGACCUCCUCCAGAGCGAUCUGGGUCCUGUCGCCAAACAGCAGCUCUCCCCCAACAGGCUGGUGGCCAUGGCUGUGGUGGGUGAGCCCGAGAAGGCUGCUGGCAGCUUCCUGGCCCUGGUGCUGGCCAGGGCUUCUGGCUCCAUCGACAUCCAGCACCUGAAGAGGCAGUGGGCAGCCCCGGAGGUGGACGAGUGCAACAGGCUGCGUCUGCUUUUGCAGGAAGCCCUGUGGCAAGAGGGGAAACCACACAAGUAGCGGGUGUUGCUGAGAGGACGGCGUUUCUGUAAUGACCCAAAUUUAAAAGACAUAAGGUGGAUAAUUCUACAUUUGUGUGCAAGUGUAUUUAUGUAUCUUCUGUAUAUAAUUUAUUUUACGUGAGUAUUUCUUUGGUAUUCCCAGUAAAUGACUACUUUUGAAUGGAAACAAAGAACAUUCUAGCAUUUACUAAACUUCCAGGGGAGCGUAGAGCCACGUCCGGGAUGCUCUUUUCUGAGAGUAUUUCGAGUUAUUUUUAGAACAGUUUAAAAUACUGUCACAUUACUACUAGAUUUUAAACAGCCUACCAUGAAAAUGUAUCUUAAUGAACUAUUUUCUUAUGCAUAAAGUAUGUGAAUGCACAUCUAAAUUAAAAGGAAUUACUCCACUGAAAUGA